UCGACUACAUGGAUGGAACUCACAGUCAUGUCUUGACUUGAUGCAGAAGGAUUUGUUCCAUAUUGGCAAAAAGCCAACAAAAUAAACAACGCAUAUAACUAACUAACCGACAUUGUCUUUGUUUUUUCGACGAUAAUACCAGCAAUCUCCAUCUUCUUCCCUUAAACACAAAGUUCGAAAAAAAAAGACGCAAAUACAGAGGAGAACAAAAAGGAGAAGUCGUGGCACCAACUAAACUCUGAACAAAUAUGUUUGUGUUCUAUGACUUUAUAAAAAAAGAAAUGCCACACAACAACAUUUUGCUUUAUUAAACAGCAGAUAACAACAACAACAACGCCGACGACGACGACGACUGGCUUUAUUCGCCAUCCAAACUUUAUUUGUUUGUUGUGGUUGUUUUUGUUGCCGAUUGCAAUCUAUUUUCUGAAGUGGAUUCACUCUCGACCUGAUGUACGACAAUUUGCUGUCGACACUUUGUCAUCGAUGAUUGAAACUAUGAAAGCUGCAAACAGUCGAAUAAUCAAUUUCGGCGGGAUCUGUUUGCUGCUGCUGUCUAUUAUGAGUGAGCAAUGUAAUGCCGAUGUCACCGUUUCAUUCAAUGCAAUACAAAUGUACGAUGAAACCACAUACAGAACAACGCUGCCAACAUACACGCCACCACCGUGGAUAGAACCAUAUGUCGAUCCGACAACUCCACGCAACGUGACAGCGUUAAUGGGAAAGACAGCAUAUUUAAAUUGUCGUGUAAUUAAUUUGGGAAAUAAAACAGUUUCAUGGAUACGACAUCGUGAUUCGCAUAUCCUUACCGUGGGCACAUACACCUAUACAUCAGAUUUGCGUUUCCAAGCUUUACAUUUUAGCGACAUUGGCGAUUGGACGCUACAAAUCAAAUGGGUACAAAAACGUGAUGCCGGCACAUAUGAAUGCCAGAUAUCUACACAGCCAGCCAGGAGUUAUUUUAUACACUUGAAUAUUGUGGUGCCAACGGCCAGCAUCUAUGGCGGUCCUGACCUUUAUGUCGACAAAGGUAGCACCAUAAAUCUUACAUGCACCGUAAAAUUUUGCCUUGAGCCACCUGCCUACGUAUUUUGGUAUCAUCACGAAGAGCUCAUUAAUUAUGACUCGACCAGAGGUGGUGUUUCGGUGGUUACCGAGAAAGGCGAUAUAACAACAUCGUAUUUGCUUUUGCAAAAUGCUGAUUUGGCCGAUUCCGGAAAGUAUUCAUGUGCUCCGUCGAAUGCAGAAAUGACUAGCAUACGUGUGCAUGUACUCAGUGGUGAGCAUCCCGAAGCAAUGCAAACAGGGUCAUCUGGCAAUCAACAUUCGUGGCUAACUAUAAUUAUUUUAAUAACUCACAUUUUGUUUUGCAAACAGCAUUCAAUGAGUUGCAUUAAGACCGCUAAACAGCGCAACGAUGCCCACCCCACCAUGGCAAAACAACAAAUUUACCAACGAUCUACGACAGCUACAACAGCAACCACAGCAACAGAGCUAACGGAGGGGUUUAAGACCGCAGAAUUACUAAAUUACCCGCCAGGUUGUUGUGUAUUACACCGUGAAAGGAUUUUAUGCUGACGGCAUUGCCAGCGGUGCGACCCCCCACAGGGAAACCUUACUUUAGAUUUGUUAUUUUUAUUAUUAAAGGAAAAUAGGUGUUAAGUGGUUUUUAAUUUUCCCUCGAAAUAAUUUGUUUGUGAUAAUCUGGUAUGAAUGGGAAAAAAAUCCUUGUAUUUAAGCUACCAUAUAAGCUCGCAUACAUACAUGCAUACCCACAAUAAAUGUAUAUGUAUGUGCGGAAAAUCGUAAAUAUAAAACGAACAAAUAACGCCAUAAAUAAUAUCUUUGUAUGUAUUGAAUGUAUAACUUUUUAUUCGAACGAAAUAAUUGAAGGUUGAUGUUGUGUCGUUCAACAAUCAAAUGACAAUGCCACGUAACAUUGUAUUGUAAAUAUGUAGUAUGGAAGUAACAUCGUCUUUUUUCACAAAUUAUAUCCGUAAUAUUAUGUAUGUAUUUUAUAAGUAUGUAAAUAUGUUGCGUGUUGCGAAAAUAAAGCAAAGAAACAAGUUUCGAAAUUAAUUAACGC
This is a messenger RNA of Musca domestica (house fly), 2083 nucleotides long. RefSeq names its product protein sidekick-like. Gene Ontology annotation, biological process: synapse organization. Gene Ontology annotation, cellular component: neuron projection membrane. NCBI's taxonomy places the organism in Eukaryota, Metazoa, Arthropoda, Insecta, Diptera, Muscidae. The record is from RefSeq and is a predicted model, not a curated record. The transcript has 6 exons. The coding region runs from base 484 to 1575 and encodes 363 amino acids.